CAGCAAAGUUCCCAUUUGCGGCUGCGAACGGGCCCACGGUUCCAGUGUUCCGAAGCUUUGGGAACGGGGUUAUUGACAGCUUCCCUGAUGCUCAAGGUCGUCCGCUGCUGCACCCGAGCCAGAGCUACCGCAUGCGGGGUCCCUCGGGGUGCAUGCAGCCACUGUAUGAACCAAGAUCCCGAGCACAAAUGACUUCCCUCGUUUCACUCCAGCCAGAUUCUACAGAUUGAAACGAGGUUCAGGCCUGAGGAUCGGGAAGACCCCUGUGAGCCGUGUGACACGGGAAGAUGUGUUGGCCAGAGCCCUCGUGCAUCGAAGUUGCAGAUCACUCCAGCGCAUUCUUCUGCCUCCCAGCUCAUAAAGGUGCAUCCUAUCCUGGAUCCAGCUACUCUCGUACGUCUUCGCUUGACAUUGCUUCACCAGGGGAGGGUUAGGUACUCUACACCCCCAACCAUGUCCACGGCGACUUCGACGACGGCGCCCGCGGCGACAGGAGCCUCUCCUGGCAACAUCACAGGUCCGUUCGUGAUACCGGGCAUCGCUAUCUCCGACCGGGCCGCCCACCUCUCCCAAAUCUACAUUGGAGUCACCUCUGUAUUAAUGAUGCUCUGUGUGAUCGCCUUCGGCACCCGAAUUCACCAGAGAAUGGUCCCCGUAUGGAAGGUCGGGGCAGACGAUUGUUUCAUCAUCGCGGGUUUCAUUCUCACCGUUGCGGACUGGGCAAUGCUCUUACCUAUGAUGGUGCUCCGCCCGGGGCUCAUCUCGCUCGAGCGCUCGACCGAAGCUGGCAAGAACUCGUGGCUCGCGAUCGCCGUCUGGGGCCUGUCUAUGACCUGCAUCAAGAUCUCCAUCGCCCUUACCCUGCUGCGCAUCCAGGGCAAGGAGCGCGGUUGGCGCAUCUUCCUGUACACGGUCAUGAGCGUCCAGGCCGUCUACGGCGUGGGCAACACGCUCUUCAACCUCGCUAUCGCUUGCCGUCCGCUGGCGGCGGCCUGGAACCCCUUCAUCCCCGGGGCGCACUGUGUCUCGGCCGAGGUCAUGAGGGGCAUUUCGAACCUGGGCAGCUCGAUCAACAUCACGACAGAUGUGUUGCUGUCGCUAGCGCCGGCAACCUUCCUCAGGAAACUCAAUCGGCCCUUGCGGGAGCGGGUGCUGGUGUGCGUGUUGAUGGGCAUGGGUUUGUUCGCGAGCAUCUCGUCGAUUGUCAAGACGGUUAUUGUGAAGGACUGGGGCCUUCCGACAGAUACGGCCGGGGAUUGGUGGGCAAUGGGGGUGUCGAUCUGUACUUGGACCGCGCUGGAGCAGCUACUCGGCGUCCUGGCUGCCUGUGUACCGGCCAUGAAGGGCAUCUUACAGCGCUGCUUGGGCGCCAUAGGCGUGCCACUGACGGAGAACAGGUCACACCAGCGGUCAGGGUAUGGUAUGGGAUAUGCGGGCACAGGCCGCGGUGUGUCCAGUCGAACGGGGCCUGAACGCACAGCGACAUUGCGCAGUCAAAAGAGUGAUCGUGUCCGCACCGAGCAUCGGGAGUUCCGGGAGCAUCAGUUCCCAAGAAAGGGCAAGGAAUGCGACGGAGAGGAAAUCUGUAUUGAGCUGCCGGAUAUCAGUCGGAAUGGAUCGGCAAGGUCGCUGGAUCAGGGGCUUAAUGACUCGAGGGGCCAGUCGAUCGAACAGUUACUAGUAGUGUAUGCUCGAUGAGAUAGCGGGUUAUCAGUGCCACUGUAAUAUUAGCCUGUAAGGUGG
Molecule: messenger RNA, 1743 nt
Organism: Chaetomium strumarium
Lineage: Eukaryota; Fungi; Ascomycota; Sordariomycetes; Sordariales; Chaetomiaceae
Exons: 2
Coding region: 454-1698 (414 amino acids)
Source: RefSeq, a predicted model, not a curated record